Molecule: messenger RNA, 4163 nt
Organism: Pipistrellus kuhlii (Kuhl's pipistrelle)
Lineage: Eukaryota; Metazoa; Chordata; Mammalia; Chiroptera; Vespertilionidae
Gene: WNT1
Product: Wnt family member 1
Exons: 4
Coding region: 426-1538 (370 amino acids)
Biological process (GO): neuron differentiation; canonical Wnt signaling pathway; cell fate commitment
Cellular component (GO): extracellular region
Molecular function (GO): cytokine activity; frizzled binding
Source: RefSeq, a predicted model, not a curated record
GGCCGCCAGUGCAAGCCCGGAGGCGGGAGCCACCGGGCAGGGGGGCGGGGGUGAGCCCCGACGGCCAGCCCUUCAGCGCCGGGCUCAGACGGGCGGGAGCCAAGGCCCCGCUCGCUGCCCAUUGUCUUUGCGUGCCCCUGACCGGUGCGCCCUGGUGCCACAGUGCGCCCGGCGGCGGAGCAGCCUCCUCUCGUCACUCCAGCCGGUGCCGCAGCUAUAAGAGGCGGUGCCGCCCGCCCCGCCGCGGCUGCCUCGGCCCGCCAGCUGGGACCGCGAGCCAUGCUGCCCGCCGCCCGCCCCCGGGGCUGCUAGAGCCAGACUGCGAGCUCCACGGCCGCCGCCGCCGCCGCAUCCCGUCCCACCGUCGCGGGCAGCAGCCAGAGCCGCCCCAACUGCACCGCAGAGAGGGCCAGGCCGGGCAGGCCAUGGGGCACGGGGCGCUGCUGCCCGGCUGGGUUUCCGCUGCGCUGCUGCUGGCGCUGGCCGCGCUGCCCGCCGCUCUGGCCGCCAACAGCAGCGGCCGAUGGUGGGGCAUCGUGAACGUAGCCUCCUCCACGAACCUCCUGACCGACUCCAAGAGCCUGCAGCUGGUGCUGGAGCCCAGCCUGCAGCUGCUGAGCCGCAAGCAGCGGCGGCUGAUCCGCCAGAACCCGGGGAUCCUGCACAGCGUGAGUGGGGGGCUGCAGAGCGCCGUGCGCGAGUGCAAGUGGCAGUUCCGGAACCGCCGCUGGAACUGCCCCACAGCCUCGGGGCCCCACCUCUUCGGCAAGAUCGUCAACCGAGGCUGUCGGGAAACAGCGUUUAUCUUCGCCAUCACCUCCGCCGGCGUGACCCACUCGGUGGCUCGCUCCUGCUCCGAGGGCUCCAUAGAGUCCUGCACGUGCGACUACCGGCGGCGCGGCCCCGGCGGCCCCGACUGGCACUGGGGUGGCUGCAGCGACAACAUCGACUUCGGCCGCCUCUUCGGCCGCGAGUUUGUGGAUUCCGGGGAGAAGGGGCGGGACCUGCGCUUCCUCAUGAACCUUCACAACAACGAGGCGGGCCGCACGACCGUGUUCUCCGAGAUGCGCCAGGAGUGCAAGUGCCACGGCAUGUCGGGCUCGUGCACGGUGCGCACGUGCUGGAUGCGGCUGCCCACGCUGCGCGCCGUGGGCGACGUGCUGCGCGACCGCUUCGACGGCGCCUCGCGCGUCCUCUACGGCAACCGCGGCAGCAACCGCGCCUCGCGGGCCGAGCUGCUCCGCCUCGAGCCCGAGGACCCCGCGCACAAGCCGCCCUCGCCCCACGACCUCGUCUACUUCGAGAAAUCGCCCAACUUCUGCACGUACAGCGGGCGCCUGGGCACGGCCGGCACCGCGGGGCGCGCCUGCAACAGCUCAUCGCCCGCGCUGGACGGCUGCGAGCUGCUCUGCUGCGGCCGCGGCCACCGCACCCGCACGCAGCGCGUCACGGAGCGCUGCAACUGCACCUUCCACUGGUGCUGCCACGUCAGCUGCCGCAACUGCACGCACACGCGCGUCCUGCACGAGUGUCUGUGACGCGCUGCCUGGACUCGCCCGCGAGAGCAUGCUCCUCAAGCCCCUCCUCCUCCUCCCCCCGCAAUUCUCUGGCACCUAACACUCUGAUAACACACUCACCCCGUCUGCCCAUCCACAUCCCCGCGAUUCUUACGCAUCCUCCUCCUACCUGGGGACUGCUGAAACCACUUGCCUGGGGCGGUAGGAACCUUCUUGCCAUCCUGAUGGACCUGCCUUCACCUACCUCCCUCCCUCUCCGCGGGAGACCCCAUUGCACUGCCCCCCACCCCCAACCCUGCUUGGCUAGGAGGUGAGAGAAGGAUUCGUCCCCUCCCCCAUGGCGAGUCGGCUCCAGAUACCACUCCGCCGCUAUCGACCUCCCUGCCUCUCUCCCUCCCACUCGAACUCCGUUUUCUCCCAAUGCCUACCCGCCCCUGCCAAGGGUGCAGACCCUGAACACACACAUGGGCAUCAGGGCCUUUCUCCUCCCCACCUACCGCUGAAGCAGGAGGGGCCGGGUGAAAGAGCAGCUGCAGCUGUGGUGAUAUGGAAAAUGAAGUUGGGGGACCCAGCAGAAACACCCCCAUUCUUCCAGCCCCAGUGAUGGAGCCAUUGAACAGCUGUGAGCCAUGCCUCCCUCAGCCACCUCCUACACUUUCCUGUCCUGCCUCCUCAUCAGUGUGUAAAUAAUUUGCACUGAAACGUGGAUACAAAGCCACGCGUUUGGUUGUUGUAAAUAAAACUAUUUAUUGUGCUGGGUUCCAGCCUGGUUUGCAGAGACCACUUCCACCCCCAACCAAACCCCUCUCCACUCUUCUCUUCUAUUGCCCUUCAGCCUUUUCUGAUCCCUCUUCUCCUCUCCCCAAUUUUUCAAAGAUGCCUUUGCCUAACUGGAAUCAGCAUUUCCUUCCACUGUAGCUAUUAGUGGCUCCUCGCCCCCACCGAUACAGUAUCUAUCUUCCUCUGCAGAAUAAAAAUCUCUAUUUUUAUCAAUGACUUGGUAGCUUUUCCUUGAAACCAGAACACACCAUUGUUUACCUCUCUGAAACAAAUAGGAUAGGUUGUUGGAGGACUGGUUGUCAUGCCCUGCAAACGGACCCUGAGACCCUGACCCUUGGUUGACCCUAAUGAGGCCACUGGGGAUCCAGGUCUCCAGAAGAACCUGGUCAGAAGCCCAAAGGUCCUGCACGUUUCUUUUUCUUAUUCAAACACCAACUGGCAGUGUGAUGUUAUUGGCUGUGUGAGGUUGGAUGUGUGAGGUUGGAUGUGUGAUAUUGGACAAGUGCGUGAGGCCUCAGUUUCUUCCCUUGCGGAAUGGGAAUGAAACAAACUCAGAGCCUGCCUUUCCUGGCUGGAACAGUCGGUGUGAGAAUAGCUACAACUGCGAGAUAGCCAGGACUGCGUUCUGAAAAGAAACCAGAGAUACCCAAGGAAGGGCGCUGCUGCCUCUGGUGUGGAGUGGCUGGUCCCCGGAGCCUGUCUGCUCCAGCUGUGGUCAGGCAGUGGCAGUGAGGACUUGCAACACCGUAACCAAAAGGAAACCCAAGUGUGGCCAUAACCAAACCGUGAAGCUAACCAUUCCCAUAAAGAGCCCAUUGAGGAGUCCGAGCUAACGACACUGACACCUCUGUGCGCGCAUUCACGAGUUGGCUGGCGGAAGUACUAAUCCUGCCCGCAGCCCUAAACCUGUCUCUAACUCUAAUCCUCUCCCUAUGCCUAGGCCUAAGUGUAACCUUAGCCUUAACCCUAACUUCAAACAAUAACCCCUUCCUAAACUCUAAUGCCUGUCCCUAAUCCUAACACUUCCCCCCAGGGGGGGACUCGAAAGGCAGGCUCUCCACUCCCCCACCCCCCAAGGGCAACAUCUCACCACAGCCAAAUGGAGAAUUUCCCCUCUCCCCGGGACUCUUUUGCUGUGGUUGGUGCCUCCCACCUCUCCCUGGGUGUGUGAACUCUGACCCUGUUAGCCUUUGGGAUGUGUAGGGGGAGAGGAGUGGAGCCAGGAGCUGCUCAAUCCUGCAAUGCCACCCCUUUCCCUUUCCCUUCAUCUGCCAAGCUAGCACCAGCUCAGCUCUGUGGGCAGUCGGGGGAGGAAUAUUAUUGAUCUGGGGUAGGAGGCACCUGACAAGCCUUGGAUUUCCAGUAAAGAACCCCCUGCAGAGAAGCUAUUAGAUCCCUCAGCUUCUAAAGCUAGAAGUUAAUGGGCUGCCCGAGGCCGAGGCCCAGGGGGGCUCAGGCCCCUGAGGGACAAUGCCAGCGUCGGGGAGAAGCAGCAGGGUGGGGAACAGGAGGGUUGGCAGCUGGCCCCCACCACCCUCACCUGACUCCUGACUCCGAGACCUAGAUCAAUGACUGCUUUGGGCCCAGAUGCUGGACGGCUUUGGGCUGAGUGGACACACAGGAGCUGAAGAAGAGCAAGAGAAAGCCAUGAAUCCUGUUCUGAACUAGCUUUUCAACCGAUCUUUUUGGUUUUCUUCCCAGUCUUGGUUGCCUUAGCUAUUAAAUAGGGGUGGUUAUGGGCACUUAGACUUCUGUAGGAAGGGGAUGAGGUUCAGAGGAAAUCAUGUGCAUGAAAGCUCCGGUCAUUUGGACGCUUGCUGACACCUCUUCUGUGCCAGGCAUGUGCCCAGUGCUGGGGAUGCAGCC